Molecule: messenger RNA, 846 nt
Organism: Colletotrichum chrysophilum
Lineage: Eukaryota; Fungi; Ascomycota; Sordariomycetes; Glomerellales; Glomerellaceae
Exons: 3
Coding region: 1-846 (281 amino acids)
Molecular function (GO): iron ion binding; 2 iron, 2 sulfur cluster binding
Source: RefSeq, a predicted model, not a curated record
AUGAACGGAAACUUGGCCAAGGCUCCCCGCUUCGAUCACGUUGAGGACUUCGACAAGGAGGAGUACAAGUUAUACAAGGUUCACAGUCAUGUGGACCGCCUGGGCUUCUUCUGGGUGAACCUGGACGCCGCCGAAAAACCCACAUUGAGCUGGGAGGAGCAAUUUGGCGGCGUUGACACCCAGCCUCGACUGGAGAACUUUGACAUGAGUGACUAUGAGUACGACCACACCUGGUCCAUGGAGGGCAAGUUCAACUGGAAGACAUUGAUUGAGAACUAUAACGAGGGCAAUAAGCAGAUGAACUACGGUCUCGAAAAGUAUUGGGUUGCGCAUUUGGGCGCGAAGGGAGAAGAGCGUUCGGGCUCAGUCAGCCCGACGUACAUGUUUCCCAACGCCUCUGUCACUUUGACCCCGGUCUUCUUCUACAUGAUGUCCAUCGUCCCGACAUCUGCAACCACCAGUCUGAUGCGGUACGAGGUUUACCGAUCUAAAUCAGCGACCCCGGAGCAAGUUAAGGAGAAGCUCGACUUCUUCAGUCAGGUCGAGUCAGAGGACAAGUGGCUGGCAAAUGGCUCCCAGGCAAACCUCAACAGCGAUACUUACAUGACUGGGCCAUUCCACCCUGACGUAGAGGAAGCCGUUGUCUAUGUCAUUGGCAGAGUCAAAGGAAUGCUUCAUGGGCACGUGGAUGAGGAGAAGAAACGCGGAGCAGAGUGGUGGCCUGCUCGCAGAGGUCCUGUUCAGGCAACCAAGUCUUCUGCAGAACAAGAUGAAGCGUUUUGCCGGGGUGUCUGCGAGAAUUCCGCACUCCGUGGCGGCUCUGCCCCUGAAGGAUUGGCAUGGUAA